AUGUGGUUGCCCCACAGGCAAAGGUCCCAGCAGACCCUGGAGAACAGCCUCAUUUACUGGUGUUGGAACAAGUACACUAAGGAUAUUACAAAUUUCAGUUGUGUUCUUGACCUCUCCAAGUGUCCUUUCAUUCAGGGAAAAAUGUUGUUUGCUCAGCCCAAGGAUGCUGGUUUUUCAUUUAUCCACAAUAUCAAUAGUCAUUUGGCCAGCCUCUCCAUUGUUGGAAACGCGAUCCCCACUCCUGACCCCGCUAUUAAGGAGAAAGCUUUAUGUGCUCCGGAUAACUUGAAUGCACGUAUUGAAAAUCAGGGGCAGAUUAAGAUGUACAUCAAUGAAGUGUGUCGGGAGACUGUGUCACAUUGCUGCAACUCGUUUCUGCAGCAGGCCGGAUUAAAUUUGUUAAUAAGCAUGACAGUUAUUAAUAACAUGCUUGCCAAGUCCGUUUCAGACUUGAAGUUUCCUUUGAUAGCAGAGGGAAGUGGAUGUGCUGAGCUUCAGGUUUUGAAACUGUUAAUGGGUUUGUCCGAAAAGCCAGUCUUGGCAGGGGAAUUGCUGGGUGCCCAAAUGCUGCUCUCAUUCAUGUCCCUCUUUAUGAGGAACGGAAACAGACAGGUUCUCCUGGACACCCUGGCCUCUUAAAUGGCCAUCUCGAACAGAAUGGAACUGAAUCUGCCCAAAACCCUUCUGGUGAACACACACAUGUGUUCUCACUCAAAGAAUCUGCAGUGGGUGCUGUUGAAGAUCCAGUCUUAGCCCAUCACCACAUCACGGGGUGAAAGUUACACUUGCUAAAUCGAGGACCACACUCCUAUUGGCCAGGCAGGGGUUCCCACAGGGCUUGGAGUAACUUCUUGGUUUUGCAGUCUGCAGGCAAUGUGCAUUGUCAGUCACUCCCUUGUGGCCUUCUUCCUGUGGUAAAGGGAUCAUUCCAGCUGCCAGCUGUGGAUACAGAACAUCCUAUUAUAGCAUCAUGAGGGAUGCCCUGCCCGUGGUGGUCUCCCUGUCUAAGCGGGACCAUUUUGUGGAGACCAGACACAUAUCGGAGCUUGUGCUGAAAAUGCUUUUGUUGCCGCCUAGGUUGAAUUCUUUCUCAUUUACUGCUUCUUCUUUGCGAGCUGAUGGAUGGUGAACCUAUUCAUCAAAAACCUACACCCCCCUUUUGUGUGUUGUACUGACUUAACCUUAUCCACCCAAACCUACCAUUUGUAUGUAUCAUCAAUAAAGGUGUGUGCUUUGAUUGGCAAAAGCGA
Neofelis nebulosa (Clouded leopard) is the source of this 1250-nucleotide messenger RNA. Its product is annotated as protein ARMCX6-like. The coding region runs from base 1 to 639 and encodes 212 amino acids. The transcript is spliced from 2 exons. Gene Ontology annotation, cellular component: mitochondrion. The record is from RefSeq and is a predicted model, not a curated record. Lineage: Eukaryota; Metazoa; Chordata; Mammalia; Carnivora; Felidae.